CUCCAAGCAGCCAUUAACACGAAUUAUUUUAGUGUGGGACUAAUAUUGACGUCUGUGCACGUGUUUUCAAGCGACAGAUAACAGCUAUGGAUAUUUCAAAUAAAAAGAAAAUGACAGAUGACGAGAUUGCAAUUUCUUUACUAACAAAUGUUAUUGAAGAUGAAACUGUUGAAAUAUCACACUAUAUAAAAAGCAUAUUAAAUGGACAAUAUGAACAUGUUAUUAAUGAUGAAUUACCUUCAAGACUGUGUACAAUAUUAUCUGAUACUGAUAAUUUUGAUAAAAUAGUGAAUGAGAGUAUAGGGAAAGAAGACACGCAUAAUUUAUGGCUAAGCAUUGGAGUAGCUUCAUUAUUAUACUUUGUUCAAUGCAAUUGGACAGGCCCUCAAGUAACUGGGGACAUUGAAUGGUUAAAAGUUAAAAGAAAGGAUGUACUUAAAGAUUUAUCUUUGCAUGAUGAAUGCAAUGCAAAUGUUAAAAUGCCAGAACUCCUUUAUUUUUCUAAGAUAAUAUUCUCUAAUAAAUUGUUACAAAAUACUCAUAAAAGCUGUAUUUGGUGGCUGUUGAGAGUGAAACUUUUGCAUCAAUUUAUAUUAAAUGAAAAUUCUGGUGUACUAUAUGAGGAGGCAGAAGAGUUAAUUAUUCAGAUUAAUAAUUUGCCAUUAUUGAAACAUGUCUAUUGUAAAACCUUGUUUUAUAUUGAGGCUGCACAGUUCUAUUUCUAUUAUAGAAGAAUACAACAAUCAGAAAAAUAUCUUGAACUUGCUAUAGAAGCAGCUAAAUUAAAUUUAAAGCUAGAAGGUGUAUUGGGUAAACGUACAAAGUAUCAACAAGAAGACAAGGCUCAACUAUUUUUAAAAGUAGAUACAGGAGAUAAUCAGUUUCCUUCUAGAGAUUGUAAAGAUUUACCAAAAUCUUUGGAAUUAAAUGAUGAUGUCAGAUUGGAACAUAUUAAGUUUGCAGAAAAUAUAAAAAAUGUACAAUUAGGAACAAUUGAAGAAGCAAUAAUAUUAGCUAAAUAUACUCAGUUGCAACUAUCACAACCAAAGGAUAAAUUAACAGAUGAAGAAUUGAAACCUUAUUUAACCGCAGUAAUAGAUAGUACAAAGAAUUGGUCCUUAAAAAUGGCUGCUCUUUAUUAUCGGUGUGUAUUAGAAUUCACUGAUAAAAGAGCCAUUGAACGAUCGAUGAUGCAAAUGGAGUAUUUGAUACACGAAUUGAAAAAUUCAAAAGUUUCCGUUACAAAUAGGAUAGAUAUGUUUUUUGCAAGUGGAGUGAAACCAAUUUGGCACUUGGAACAGAUGUGGGCACAAUUAAUGUUAAGUCUUGGAUUAGUAAAAGGAGCUUUAGAUGUGUUUUUGAAGCUAGAGUUAUGGGAAGAAGUUGUUACUUGUUAUAAUCUGUUGGAAUUGAAACAUAAAGCAGAAGAAAUUAUUCGCCAAGAAAUAUGCAAAAAGCCAACACCUAAGUUAUGGUGUUUAUUAGGUGAUACAACUCAAGAUCCCAGUUUUUAUGAAAUAGCAUGGAAGCUGUCUAAUGAAAGAAGUAGUCGAGCUCAAAAACAUUGGGGAUUUUUCUAUUUUACAAAGAAAAAUUAUAAAGAAGCUAUACCACAUUUAAAAUUAUCAGUUGAAUUAAAUAAUAUUCAGGAGGACGUUUGGAUAAGACUUGGCUUUGCUGCUUUGGAAACAGAAGAUUGGAAAUUAGCAGUAACAGCAUAUAAACGUUACUGUGCUUUAGAACAAACGACAUUUGAGGCAUGGAAUAACUUGGCAAAAGCUUAUAUAAAACUUGGUGAUAAACCAAAAGCUUGGAAAUCUCUUCAAGAUGCUAUCAAGUGUAAUUACGAUCGUUGGCAAAUUUGGGAUAAUUUAAUGAUCGUUAGCAUUGAUUUAGGACAUUUCUCAGAAGUAAUUCGAUGUUAUCAUCGUAUUUUGGACCUCAAAAAUCAUCAUUUAGACGUUCAAAUUCUUGAUAUACUAACCAAUGCUAUACUAAAUAAUAUAAAUGAUUCAGAGGGAAACCCAGCGCAGAGAUUGCUUCCCAAAGUUUUAGAAUUAUUUGGAAGAAUUAGUUCCUUCGUACAUAAUAAUUCAGAUGUAUGGAGAAUGUACGGAAACCUUACCGCGCUUAAAAAUACAGAUACCGAUGAUGAAAAAGCGGUGCAGUAUUUGCAACAAGCGCAUCGAGCUGCCGUUUCAGAUCUUAAAUGGUUUCAGAAGGAAGAAUCAACUACAAAGAUGGCAUUUACAGGAAAAGUUGUGCUAAUAACUGGAGCUAGUUCUGGAAUUGGAGCAGCAACUGCAAUACAUUUUGCUCAACUUGGAGCAGAACUAGCAUUAUCAGGACGUAAUGCACAAAACUUGAAUGCAGUUAGUGAAAAAUGUAAACCUAACAAAACAUUUAUGGUAACUGGUGAACUAACUAAUGAGGCUGAUGUUAAAAAUAUUGUUGAAUCUGUUGUCAAACAUUAUGGUAAAUUAGAUAUUUUAGUUAAUAAUGCUGGUGUAUUAGAAAAUGGAUCAAUAGAAAAUCUUUCAUUAGAACAACAUGAUAGAAUAUUUAAUGUGAAUGUACGCUCAUUGAUGCACAUGACAAUGUUGGCUGUUCCACAUAUAACAAAAACUAAAGGUAAUAUUGUAAAUGUAUCAAGUGUGGCUGGACUAAGAGCAUUCCCAGGUAUUUUAUCAUAUUGUAUGAGUAAAGCAGCAGUUGAUCAAUUUACCAGAUGUGUAGCCCUUGAACUUGCACCAAAACAAGUACGAGUAAAUGCUGUAAAUCCAGGUGUUGUAAUAACUAAUCUGCAUAAAAGUAGUGGUAUGACAGAUGAACAACUAAAGACAUUCUUUGAGGGUUCUAAACAAACCCAUGCACUAGGCAGACCAGGCAAUACUUCUGAGAUUGCAAAAGCAAUUGCAUAUUUAGCUAGUGAUGAUGCUAGCUUUGUUACAGGUGUAACAUUAUCUGUAGAUGGAGGAAGACAUGCUAUGUGUCCUCGUUAAGAAUAUUGCAUUAUUUAAAAGUGUUAUAUUCGUAUAUUUUAUAAAACUGUUUAAUAUGUAAGAACUUAAUGUUCCUAAUGAAUGUAAUAAAUUAUGAGUUAUGAAUUAUCUAAA
Molecule: messenger RNA, 3116 nt
Organism: Osmia lignaria (orchard mason bee)
Lineage: Eukaryota; Metazoa; Arthropoda; Insecta; Hymenoptera; Megachilidae
Product: tetratricopeptide repeat protein 27-like
Molecular function (GO): protein binding
Source: RefSeq, a predicted model, not a curated record